AUGGACUCGCCGUUCCCCAAAUCAUCGUCAGCGCCCGGUGAGGGCCGCAUCGUCGCGCGGCUGCUGCCCAACGGCCAGCCCGGCUUCGAGUCGAUCACGUACCAGUAUCCGCUCAAGCUCAUCUCGCCGUCCCUCACGGCCGGCGAGAAGAGCGCGCUCGUGUUCCUGCUGUCCUACGGCGGCGGGCUCGUCGGUGGCGACCACGUCCAUCUCGAGAUCCUCGUGCGGCCCGACGCGCGCCUGAGCAUCGUCACGCAGGGCCACACGAAAAUCUUCAAGGCCGCCUCCAAGACCAUCGUCACGCGCCAGGCGCUGCGCGCCCGCAUCGCCGCCCGCGGCCGGCCUCUGCUUGCUGCCGGACCCCGUGCAGCCCUUUUGACGACAGCGGCCCGCUCGGCGCGGGGCGAAGACUGGGGGUUCGCGCGGUGGAAGGGCCGCAAUGAGAUCUGGCUCGGCGGCGACGACGGCGACGACGGCGACGCUGACGAGACCCCUGCCGCCGGCGCCGCGCGGCUGCUCGUCCGAGACACGGUCGUGCUCGACGAGCGGGCGUCCGCGCUGACGGGCAGGCCUCUGCGCGGAUCCAUGCACGGCCACGGCGUCUUUGGGAGCCUCCUCUUGCGAGGGCCCCAGAUGCAGAGGCUGGGUGAAUUUUUCCUCGCCGAGUUCGGUCGUCUGCCCCGCCUCGGUGCGCGCGACUUCAGGACAGUGGAAGCGCGAGAAAGGGAGGAGACGGACCGGUCGGCCGAGGACUCGUGGCGUCUGCAGAGGCUCGCCAUGGAAAAGCAGCACGCCGUCCUGUGGUCGGCCGCCAGUGUCCGGGGAUGCGUCGUCGUCAAGUUUGGCGCAGGCACCGUCGAGGGCGGCCGUGUAUGGAUUGCCCACAUGUUGUCGAGGGAGGGAAGCAUCACGGAGCUCUACGGAGACCAGGCCAUGAUUUGUUUGCGGUAG
Messenger RNA from Verticillium alfalfae VaMs.102, 951 nucleotides. RefSeq names its product urease accessory protein UreD. Lineage: Eukaryota; Fungi; Ascomycota; Sordariomycetes; Glomerellales; Plectosphaerellaceae. Bases 1 to 951 code for a protein of 316 amino acids. Gene Ontology annotation, molecular function: nickel cation binding. The record is from RefSeq and is a predicted model, not a curated record. The transcript is spliced from 2 exons.